UCUUCAAAACCCAGUUGAUCUCAACUCCAUACUUCCUACUCAAAUUCUAACAAGAUGUCCAUGCUGAAAACAUCCUCGUUCACUUGCGAAAGCCAGGCCAACCCCUCAACCGAAACUGAUGAAAGACCUGGCUCUGAAGUUCCACAAGUACUUCAUGUGUAUGAGAUCAAUGAGCGUGACCGUGGCAGCCCGGUCUACCUAAGAUUGAGCGGGAAAGAAGUCCACUCCCUUGGCGAUCUUGUCCCUUUGACGAACAAGCUGUACACCGGGGACUUGCAAAAACGCAUUGGAAUCACGGCGGGGAUAACCAUUUUGAUCCAACACUAUCCGGAGAAGCUCAAUAGUGGAGAUCGAUACGAGGCUAUCUACAGCUUCUACUUUGGAGACUAUGGUCACAUUUCUGUGCAGGGGCCUUAUCUGACUUAUGAGGACACCUAUUUGUCUGUGAAAGGAGGGUCUGGAAUUUUCGAAGGUGUCUAUGGUCAAGUGAAGUUGCAGCAGCUUGUGUACCCUUUUAAACUUUUCUACACAUUUUAUCUCAAGGGUAUUUGCAAGAACUUGCCUGAAGAGCUACUUGGGAAGCCUGUGGAGCCUACUCCUGAUGUGGAGCCUACUCCAGCUGCUAGGGCUUGUGAGCCUCAUGCCACCAUUGCUGGUUUCAAUGAUUGA
Messenger RNA from Malus domestica (apple), 669 nucleotides. Its product is annotated as allene oxide cyclase, chloroplastic-like. Lineage: Eukaryota; Viridiplantae; Streptophyta; Magnoliopsida; Rosales; Rosaceae. Gene Ontology annotation, molecular function: allene-oxide cyclase activity. The record is from RefSeq and is a predicted model, not a curated record. Gene Ontology annotation, biological process: jasmonic acid biosynthetic process.